Messenger RNA from Hemibagrus wyckioides, 3144 nucleotides. RefSeq names its product hyaluronidase-3-like. Gene Ontology annotation, molecular function: acetyl-CoA binding; N-acetyltransferase activity; hyalurononglucosaminidase activity. Gene Ontology annotation, biological process: hyaluronan catabolic process; carbohydrate metabolic process; protein acetylation. The coding region runs from base 1805 to 3052 and encodes 415 amino acids. The record is from RefSeq and is a predicted model, not a curated record. Gene Ontology annotation, cellular component: acrosomal vesicle; cytoplasm. The transcript is spliced from 4 exons. NCBI's taxonomy places the organism in Eukaryota, Metazoa, Chordata, Actinopteri, Siluriformes, Bagridae.
AGCUGUAACACUGGUACAGGAGUGCAUAAGGGAUCACACGGGAAAUGCGGAUUAAUGUCACGCGCGUGCACCGAAAUUCAAACUCGUAUAAAUACUAAAAUGAGUUGACUGGAUACCAGUGCUAGUUUAAUAUCUGGUGUUUGUUUUAUUCAACAUUAUUUACUGCAUUAACCCUGUAUUACCAUAUUAGGAAAAAAGUUCGCUUCACUCCGUUGUUGGUGUACAGCGCCCUCUGGCGGUCAACUCUUAUAACAAACGCCAUCUAGGAAGCAGUUCUAAGUUGUCACAUAUACGUUACUGCUCAGUGAAAUUCUUAUCCCAUUCUUGGGGGUUGGGUUCAGAACAGGGUCAGCCAUGAUGCAUCGCCCCUGGAACAGGGUGGGUUAGGGGCCUUGCACAAGGGCCCAAUAGUGGCAGCUUGGUGGUGCUGGGGCUUGAACCCCAAUCUUCUGGUCAGCGAUUCAGAGCCUUAACCACUUGAGCUACCACCGUCCUCCCCAGUUUGAUGUAACACCGCCAUAGUUUUUUUAUGGAAAGUAGGAUCAAUCAGCUAGAAGUGUGUAAAAUAGUAGCAUUAAAAAUUUCUUACGAUAUUUAAACUCUCCAGACAUGUUAGAGGCUGAGCUGAAAGGGUUUGUUGUUGUACUAGAACAAAUGGCACUACAAUAAAUGUCCUGGUUAUAAAUUUUUCACAUCAUGUUAAUGGGUAUAGAUACACUUAAAUUGCCAAAAGUUUUGGGACCUCUGCCUUUACCUGCACAUGAAUGUAAUAUGGAGUUGGCCUGCCCUUUGCAGUUCAGUUGUAACAGCCUCGGGAAGGCUUUCCACAAGGUUUAGGAGUGUGUUUAUGGGAAUUUUUUGACCAUUCCUCUAGAAGCGCAUUUGUGAGGUCAGACACCGAUGUCGGAUGAGAAGGCCUGGCUCGCAGUCUCCCUUCUAAUUCAUCCCAAAGGUGUUCUAUCAGGUUGAGGUCAGGACUCUGUGAAGUUCCUCCACACCAAACUCGCUCAUCCAUGUCUUUAUGGACCUUGCUUUGUGCACUGGUGUGCAGUCAUGUUGGAACAGGAAGGGGUCAUCCCCAAAACUGUUCCCACAAAUUUGGGAGCAUGAAAUUGUCCAACAUGUCUUGGUAUGCUGAAGCAUUAAGAGUUCCUUUCACUGGAACUCAGGGGCCGAGUCCAACCCCUGAAAAACACCACCUGAAAUCAAUGAUUUGGAGGGGUGUCCCAAAACUUUUGGCAAUAUAGUGUAUAUUAAUAAUACACUAUAACACUAGCAUUCAACCACAGUGUUAAUCCAUGCCUUGCAGAUAGACACACUUUAUGGUAUUUUGCAGGUUACUUCAUUUUUACAGUGCGUUAUUUUUUUUCCUCUGACACUUAAUAACAAACCAUUAUGAGGUUAAAACUCGCAAUGGGGCCCGGUAUGAGAAACACUGCUUCUGCAUCUAUCUGACUUUACAAGUUUUAACUUUUAAAUAUCUAUGUGCAUGCCAGGAGAGUGGCGAGUGUCUGCGAUGCACUUUGCCUGACUGGUGUUUUCUCUCCUCUUUUUCGCCAUAUUACACCCAUUACAUCUGCUAAACCACUAACCUUUUCAAAAAUAAAAAUAUCACAAAUUGAAAUGAUCUCAACAGCCGAGUUUCAGCAAACUGAAGCGCUUCACACCCUCAUGUAUGAAUAGGCAACUUCUUAUUUCCUGAUUCUGAGGGCAUUUCUCUGACACUUCUUGCUGUGAAAAUGUGUGUGUCGCCUCAGUUUGGUCUUGCUGCUAUUGGACACGCAUCACUGUGGGAGGAGCCAUCAUGUUUUGUGGGUCCUCACUGCUGACCUUCACCCUGUUUUUCACUGGCAUUGUUUCAGACAGUGGCUCCGUCGUCAGAAAACAGGGCUUUUCGGUGGUGUGGAACAUGCCCACCGCAAAAUGCCAGAAUGCGUUUGGAGUUUCUCUGCCCCUGCACCAGUAUGGUAUCAUACACAAUGCCGAACAGAUAUUUAGAGGUGAAAGCAUAAGUCUGUUUUACGAAUCCCGACUUGGUUUGUAUCCUUAUAUCAAUCGCGAGGGCUUGAGUGUGAAUGGUGGCAUUCCUCAGAAGGGCAAUCUUGACAGUCACCUUGCACUGUCAGACGGACAGAUCCGUGCACUUCUGCAGAAGACUUUCAGCGGGUUGGCUGUGGUGGACUGGGAGAAGUGGCAACCUCAGUGGGUCCGCAACUACGGAACCCGAAAGGCCUACAUUGAUAUGUCUAAGCACCUGGUAAGAGAGAAACACCCAGACAUGUCUGAGAAGGAAGUAACAUCACUGGCAAAGACUGAGUUUCAGAAAGCAGCACGGUCGUUUAUGGAAGAAACUCUGAAACUCGGAAUCAAGACUCGUCCAAAGGGAUUGUGGGGGUUUUAUGGAUACCCUGGCUGCUAUAAUGACCAGAGGGCAAGAGAGAGUGGGUACACCGGGGAGUGCAAACCUAGAGCAGUGGCCCUGAAUGACAAGCUGGCAUUUUUAUGGCAGCAGUCCACAGCACUCUAUCCGAGUGUGUAUGUGCACCGCAAACUAGCGGGACACCCGAACACACGGCUUAUGGUAAGACACCGCGUACUCGAGGCAUUUCGAGUGGCAUCGCAACAUAGACGUGGCUCUUCACAACUUCCUGUUCUACCGUAUGCUAGAGUGGCUUUUACAAGAACUCUACAGUUCUUAAACCAGACUGAUCUGGAGAACACACUUGGUGAGGUUGCAUCUCUAGGUGCUGCUGGUGUAGUGCUAUGGGGUGAAAUGACGUUUGCCAAGUCCAAGCAACAGUGUGUUCUACUCCGGGACUACAUCCUCUCCGUCUUGGGUGUGUACGUGGACGCUCUGCGUCGGGGUGUAGCACAUUGCAGCAAGAUUGUGUGCAGUGCAAAUGGUCGCUGCGUGAGACGCAAUCCUCAUUCCGGUCACAUGAUUACUCAGCUCGAUACUAUUGACCAUGACCUUAGGUCUAACUUCAAAUGUGUGUGCUUUAAAGGAUGGAUUGGAGAGCGGUGUGAGGAGAACAUCAUGGAUGUGAAGUGAAGCCAGGGUUUACACCACUUCCUUUUUUAAAAGUUUUAAUUUCUGAACUCGUUUCUGUAUUCGUUUUUUACAUAUUGUAAUAAACCAGUUAC